UUAUUAUCCAGGUACACCUUCGUGAUGUUUCAGAUGCCGUCGCACCUGAAACCGCCCUAGCAUCAUCACUGCUUGGCACGAAGCACCAUCGCGAAAACAACGUCGACAGGAGCAACAACAUAAUUUCUCCUUCAAAAUCCAAUUCAUCAUGGCUUUGGGGCAUAGACUCGUGGUGGCCGCUACUUCGGCGCUGAUACUCGUUAUACUUGCAUUGACCCUCAUUGCAUCGUUGGAGAUCCGCGCGCCUUUGAAGAAAAUCAAGCAAAUCGCAAUAGCGCAGGAGGCAAAACUAGGGCAAUGGGAGAACGAACUCAAAGCAAAAGGACUCGUGAACGGUACAGGAUUCGAUCGCGCGGACGUUAUUAGUGGAACGAUGACAGUUUCUCCGGGGAUGCCUACGACCUUGUACAUUUCAGUAACUGGAAGACCGACAACGACAUCAGCGACAGACGGCCAGGGCAUGAUCGGAGAGACACCAACGCCAGCACCACAACCAACUUAUACAAGCGUAGACGAAGGGAUGAUAGGGACCGAACCAACGCGCCAACCUCAACCAUCGCCACCACCUCCGCCGGCACCAGCACCCAACCCGCAGGUCCCAAUCCUGGCACUUUCGUACGCUGGAUCAGGAGGACCAAAACACUGUCGCGGCGACCUUCUCCAAAAGCUCACGAUUCCUCAACCCGCCUCCGACUGGAAAAACGGAACAUGCAUCGAUCUUCCACGAAUGGCACGUUGCGGUGUAUUCUACGCAGGAAAAGAGGCUGGCUGCGAAGCGCAACUGUUCAAUUCACCGGCCUGCUACAAGACCAACGAGACGUUCGUCAACACGGUGAUCUUUAUGCCUGAAGAGAGAACCGUUGGCGCUUACUGGCGUAGCAUGUGGAUUCGAUGUGGGGUGGAAGCACCAGAGGCCAAACUGCUCGAUCCGAGUAUUUUGAAUGGGCUACUGAAGAAACCUGGGAAUGGGUGAAGCGAUGGCUGGUCCACGAUGUCCACACGAUAAUGAUUUAUUUAUGAAACAGUUGGAAUGCGCUGGCUCUUCCGACACAGCCCCGAGGGGAUGAGACUUCGUCCCUGAAGAUCG
Aaosphaeria arxii CBS 175.79 is the source of this 1087-nucleotide messenger RNA. RefSeq lists its product as uncharacterized. NCBI's taxonomy places the organism in Eukaryota, Fungi, Ascomycota, Dothideomycetes, Pleosporales. The record is from RefSeq and is a predicted model, not a curated record. The coding region runs from base 149 to 973 and encodes 274 amino acids. The transcript has a single exon.